Diabrotica balteata is the source of this 1112-nucleotide messenger RNA. The record is from the annotation of a GenBank genome assembly. Lineage: Eukaryota; Metazoa; Arthropoda; Insecta; Coleoptera; Chrysomelidae.
AUGUACCAAGAAACGACAAAGCGAGAUUUUCCGGACUUUUUCACAGAAAAGGGCCCCCUGCAACUUAACGUCACACCGAUCAAUUUCGGCAAUUCCACAUACUGGAUGUCGUCCCUAGCAUGCAAACAGAACGAGGGUUUUGCGUCAGCUCCCCUCCGUCCAUAUGAAGACAAUGACACUGGUUUAGUAGAUUGCCAAGAUAUGGAAAAUGAUUACGAGAUAACCUUGAACAAAUCAGGAAAAUUCUUUACUUCUUUCUAUGUUCCUUCUAGUUUGUUACCAUACAUUAUUGGAGCAAAAGCAUCUAGAUUGAAAAGCCUGGAGCGAAGCACAAACACGCAGAUCAAAGUGCCGAAACCUAACGAAAAAGGAAAUGUCAAAAUUACGGGAGAGACAGAGCGAAAAGUAGCCUCGGCUAGAACUCAGAUCUCCUUGAUUGUAAUUCAGAGGAAAGAGAAGCUGCCGAUAAGCCAUUUUGUAUCGAUUCCUAUGGUGUCUGAUUCCGUUAAAGCAAAAAUACUUGAAUUCAAAGAAAAUAUACUCAAAGAUCCUGCUAGGGGAAUUUCAGAUUCGAUUUUCUUAAGUUCAGACAAACUGCAUCUCACUAUAAGCACUCUAACUUUAUUAGACGAUGAAGAAAUAACAACAGCCAAGAAAGUGUUGACGAAUUGUUAUGAAGAAAUCAUAACCAAAGCAUUCCCAAGAAAUAGGACAUACAGCAUACACAUGAAAGGUAUUGAAAUCAUGAAUGAUGAUCCUACUUCUGUAAAUGUGUUAUAUGGAAACGUUGAAAUGGAUGAUCAAGCCCAAUCCCAAAAUCUACAAUAUAUUGCCAAUAAUAUAGCAGAUUACUUUGCGAUGUCUGGAUUGGCCAAGAGACAAUACGAUAGAGUGAAGUUACAUGUUACAAUUAUGAAUUCUAGAUACAGAAAACCUGAGGAAAAACAGGAAAGCUUUGAUGCAGAAGACAUUUUGAAAAAAUACAAAGAUUUCUACUUUGGCGUCAUUCAGUUCAGAAGCAUUCAUCUGUCUGUAAGAUUUACUAGAACAGAAGGUUAUUAUGAAGAUGCUUUAGUAAUAAAAUUGUAAAAAUAAAUUAUUUUAUGCAUUAA